Molecule: messenger RNA, 2799 nt
Organism: Aspergillus welwitschiae
Lineage: Eukaryota; Fungi; Ascomycota; Eurotiomycetes; Eurotiales; Aspergillaceae
Product: HET domain-containing protein
Exons: 3
Coding region: 344-2614 (756 amino acids)
Source: RefSeq, a predicted model, not a curated record
AAGAUAGGUUAUGUAUAUUUUGGUGUCUAUGGUAUUUAUGGAUUAGUUGGUUCGACUAGGGUACUCGAGUCGGCGGGAAGAACCGGCUCGAAAAGGCUCAUGUGAACGACAGGAACUGUCGCGCAGUGCGCGUUGUAUACAUCUGCCCAACUUUAAUUGAUCGUUCAGUCAUUGGGCUCCUGGUCACAGCAGGGUAUCAUAAAUUCCCAGGAUUGCUUAUUUCUGUUGGACUGGUCAUCCGACGGUGAUCCUCAGAUACUAGUGUUCUCUGAAAAUGUUAUAGUUGAUCCAAAUCAGACUGUCAUAAUUGUGUUGUGAUAGACAUCGUCUAUCCUUUUGAAAGAUGAAGUUAUGCGAUGCCUGUCAGAACAUCGACCUCCGAAAUCUCUUGCAAUCUUACCACAAUACGCGUGAACUCUAUCCAAUAAGCGACCCUUGGACUGGCGGGCUUUCCCUCAAUAUUUAUAAAUCCAAGGGGUUUCAGGCUCACCACGCGAGUAUCACCGCUCUUCAAAAUGCUAUGAAAGAUGGCUGUGAGUUUUGCAGAAUGGUUUGGGCACAUCAUUGCCACUUCUUGUCCCAAAACAGUGACAGAAAAUACUGCGCUGACACUGAAACGCAUGGGACGGAUGAAUGCGCAUGUAAGCAAUGCCGAGGGCCGCUGCUCUUUUCUAUCCAUCAGAAUUAUGGUCUUCAUCGCUACCUUCAAUUGGUAGUUGUAGCCAUGCCAGAUGAUAAUGGGGAGCGGGACCCGAAUAUCUGCAAGGAUGUUGGAGUAAUCGCAAAGUUGAACAUAUGCACUGCUAAGGGCGCAGAGAUACCAAAGAGAGACGCACAUCUCCUUGAAGAUAUCGGUCGUGACGAAUUGCCUUGUGAUCUGCACUCUGAGAUGUGUCUCUCUCUGGCGGCCAGUUGGCUAGAUAAAUGCUGCCGGAAGCAUGCAAAAUGCGAAGGAUACAAAGACAGAGCGCAUUCUCUUCCCACACGUGUCAUUGACGUAGGGGACUCACUCACACAACCAUAUUUACACAUCAGCGCAGACGGUGAAACCGGAAGAUGGGCGGCAUUGAGCUAUUGCUGGGGCGGAGACUCUAAUUUCACUCUCAAUGCCUCAUCUUUUGACGGUCUCCGCAGCGGACGGUCUCUGGCGACAUUUCCAGCCACUCUACGGGACGCUGUCCUCGUGACAAGAGCACUAGGAUUCCGCUACUUAUGGAUCGACUCCCUCUGUAUCUUUCAAGAUGAUAGUAAUGACUGGGCGGUCGAAGCUUCAAGAAUGAGCCGCAUUCACAGACAUGCAGCUGUCACUAUUGCCGCUACGAGCGCAAAAACGGCGGACGAUGGCUUCCUAGACAAAAGGGCACCGUUCUUUAGCUGCCCUUUCCCUUGGCGUCGAAGAUCCCACCGAGGUAGCGUCAAUGAUGAUUUCCGCGCGUAUCCUGUUGUUUUUCGGAGUUACACGAAUGAGUUUAACAAGGAGCCGUCACGGUAUUCGCGCUGGGCUACCAGAGGCUGGACAUUCCAAGAGGAAUUACUAUCGAAAAGACUCUUGUAUUACACUAAAGAAGAGAUGAUUUGGAAGUGCCGCGCUGUGACGUUUAGGGAGCCAGGAGAGGAACCCGCUACCUCUCUCAUAGAGCUUCCACAGCCACUACCGGUUCCUCUGCCCAAGCCAGAUGAACUAUACGCCGCAAAUGACAUGCCAGAUCCCUAUCGGAAUUGGUACCUGCUGCUGGAAAAGUAUUUAUUACGGGAUCUCAAAUUUGAUAGAGAUCGCUUGCCGGCGAUCGAAGCAUUGGCCGAGUUCUUCCAUGCGCAGUUUGGAGAACAGUACUGCGCGGGAUUGUGGAGGGGGGGCCUCCUAUUUGGCUUAUUAUGGAGCAUUCACCGUAAUGAGCACUACCCAGGACCGCUUGCUGAUACUGCUAGACGCUCUGAGGCUCAGAACCUCCGUUACCAAUACAAAUAUAAUAAAGAAAGAUAUGCUCCGGUGGGUGAUUCUUCGAAGCAACGGAAGCCGUCCUGGAGCUGGAUAGGGGCAGAUACUUAUGUCGCUUUGAAGUGGCCCCAGUUGAGAUGGAUGCGCAACUAUACCUAUCUUGCAAAAAUCCUUGAUUUCAAGGUCCACGGCCAGCUUCAUGGCGUCUUCGGCCAUGUAGAGGGCGCGGAACUUACCCUGGAGGCGCCGUAUCGGCACUUCCAUUUGAAACUCGAUAGCUAUUCCAAGGCCCUUACGCGCUCUAGUCCGUUGGCAAGCAUGAGGGAGCUGGCGCAGGUCGCCCUUGUGAGACCUGGCUACCUCGCAGGAACGGAAACGAGCGGCUCUGUUAUCGUUCCGAGCAGCAGUAUGGACUUCACACUAAUCCACAUUGCAGAAGUGACUCGAUUUGAUCCACCAGUGCUAUAUCUCCUCAUUCUACAGCCUCAGCCGAGGAAUGCAACCAACAGCAGGGGACCACAUCAUUAUCGUAGAGUUGGGUUGCUGCGGCUUAGCCCGCACAGAUACAACAGUUCCGACUCUGUCAGGGUGGCGGAGACAAAACGCUUGGAGAGUGAUGCCUAUAAGGAAGUUGCUUCAGAGAAGUGGCCAGUCGGAACUUUUGUAAUUGACUGAGUAUGAUAAGAGCUGCAGCAUAUCGAAUCACUGGCAUUUCUCUUGCUGUUUAUGGGGUUACCGUCUGGCUACCCCAUCUGAAUGAAGCAUCAACGAAUGUCGAACUCGCUCAGUAAAGAGAUGUAUGCUUUGAACAUACAAGCCGGUGUAUUCAAGUAAGUCAUCACAGACAGUUUCUAUCAUAG